UAUCGAAUUUACUGAAAGUGCUCGUACGUUUUAUUCGUAAACAAAUCCCAAAAUAUAGAAAAAUUAUAAAUAAACCGUCUGAAAUUAAUUCGAAUCCAAAAUGGGUGAACGCAAAGGACAAAAUAAGUACUAUCCGCCGGACUAUGACCCGAAGAAGGGAGGUCUCAAUAAAUUCCAAGGCACCCAUGCGCUCCGGGAGCGUGCCCGGAAAAUCCAUCUGGGCAUCAUCAUAAUCCGUUUUGAAAUGCCAUAUAACAUUUGGUGCGACGGGUGCAAGAAUCACAUUGGCAUGGGGGUGCGUUAUAAUGCGGAAAAAACCAAAGUGGGCAUGUACUACUCCACGCCAAUAUAUAAGUUUCGUAUGAAAUGCCACUUGUGCGAUAAUCACUUCGAAAUACAAACGGACCCUGGGAAUUUGGAUUAUUUGAUACUAUCGGGUGCACGUCGACAAGAAAACCGCUGGGAUCCACAUCAAAAUGAACAGGUUGUACCCGAGACGAAAGAGACGCAAAGGCGAUUGUUCGAUGAUGCUAUGUACAAGCUGGAACAUCAGGCGAAAGAUGUAAAAGCUGGAGAAGAUGCCAAACCUGUGUUGGAGCGUUUGGUGGAUCGUAAUAAAACUGUUUGGGAUGACAACUAUGAAGCAAAUUGUCGCUUAAGAGCUGAAUUUCGAGUAAAGAAAAAAGAACUUAAAGCGCAAAAAGAGCUAGACGAUCAAAUACUUGCAAGGAAUAGCCUCGAUAUAGCGCUUCUUCCUGAAUGUGGACAGGACAAGCAAAUGGCUGAGUUGAUGAUGCUGCAAAGCAGGUCGGCACAAGAAAGGGAAGCUGAAAAACGUUUAGACAUUCUAAUGAAACCAGCAUUACCAGGUGCCACAAAAACGACAUUCGGUGGACUGAAGAGGCAAAAAAUACUGAAUACACAUUUACAAUUUGACGAUUUAGGUAUUAAAAAGAAAAAAGAAACAUGUCCAGUUAUGGACACCCCUAGCGAACCGGCAGGUGACAGUACUAAAAGCAAAAUUUCUGAUGUGCAGAAUCAUAACGGUAUCGAGGUUUUGGUACCUCCAGUUAUAGAUAAAACGAACUCCGUUAUACGCGAAGCUACGCUUGUAGAUCUCCCAAAAAGUUUGGCUUUGGUCUGUGAUUAUAAUAGUUUUAGUGAUACGGAUAAUAGUAAUUAAAUUCAUUAUAUUGACAGCAAUUAAUCAUAUUAAAGUUGUAAAAUCUGUAUAACAUUUCAAUACAUAAAAACAAAAUUAAAUAAAAUAAGUACAAGUCGUAUUAAAAAUAACAGUAUACAAA
Rhagoletis zephyria (snowberry fruit fly) is the source of this 1304-nucleotide messenger RNA. Its product is annotated as coiled-coil domain-containing protein 130 homolog. Gene Ontology annotation, biological process: mRNA splicing, via spliceosome. Gene Ontology annotation, cellular component: post-mRNA release spliceosomal complex; U2-type spliceosomal complex. The record is from RefSeq and is a predicted model, not a curated record. Lineage: Eukaryota; Metazoa; Arthropoda; Insecta; Diptera; Tephritidae.